ACUGAACUGGCAUAUGUCCUUCUUAAUAGAACUGGAAUAUCAGAUUCUAUACCAGAGGAAUGGUUGUUGAAGCUAUCUUCCCAACUCGUAAACUUGGAUUUAUCUUACAACCAAUUCCGAGGAAGGCUUUCAUCCAAUCAAUUGAUAAGAUUUCCAAAGUUAGAUACAAUAAGUUUGGAUCAUAAUCAAUUUAAGGGCCCACUCCCACUUUGGUCCACUAAUGCCACCUUCCUUAAUCUCGAAAGCAAUUUAUUUUCCGGGCCAAUCCCCUCCAAUUUUGACAAGCUCAUGCCCAAAUUGAAAGAAAUGUAUCUUUCGGAGAAUCAUUUGAAUGGUACAAUUCCACCUUCUAUUUGCAACAUGCAAGACCUGAGACUCAUUUCCCUGAGGAGCAAUCAUUUUUCUGGAGAAUUCCCUCAUGCAUGGAGUUCAGAGAGCCAUAUACAGAUUGUAGAUGUUGCCUACAACAAUCUCUUUGGUAAUAUUCCCACUUCAAUGGGAGUAUUAACUUCUCUUGUAAUAUUGAAGCUCAACAACAACAAUUUUGGCGGUAAGAUUCCCGAUUCUUUGCACAAUUGCUCUGUUUUGAAAAGUAUCGAUCUUGGAGACAACAAAUUAUCUGGGAGCAUACCUCCAUGGAUAGGAGGAUCAAAUGUAUCCAUGUUGUACAUGCUACGAUUGCGAUCCAACUUUUUUACUGGGCAAAUUCCCAUACAAUUGUGCAAUCUUGGCAACCUUCACAUCCUCGACCUUAGCCACAACAACUUUUCAGGUGCUAUUCCUAAAUGUUUCAAUCAUUUGACUUCUCUCAUCAAUGUUAGUUAUGGGACAUCCGAAUAUGUCGAUGAGGAGCCAACCAUGCUGACAUUAAAAGGACAAGAACUCGUGUAUAACACCACUCUGAUGUUGGUAAAGAGCAUUGAUCUUUCAUCAAAUUUUUUGGAAGGUGAAAUCCCCCAAGAGAUAUGUAGCCUCACUUUAUUGGGUACCUUGAACUUGUCAAGGAAUCAGUUGACUAGUAACAUCCCCUCAAUUGUUGGAAGUAUGCAUAUGCUCGAAACUCUUGAUCUCUCACACAACCAUCUUUCAGGACAUAUUCCUCAAAGCCUUGCUUCCUUAACAUUUUUGUCCCACUUGAAUUUGUCUUAUAACAACUUGGUGGGAAGAAUUCCUUUGGGCAGCCAACUUCAAACACUCAGUGAUUCCUCCAUUUAUAUGGACAAUCCAUCACUGUGUGGGGUUCCUCUUCCAAAGUGUCCGGGUGAUGACACUUUCACUGCUACAAAUGCAAAACAUAGUAAUGAAGAUGGAAAUGAUAAUGGAGCAUUGUGGUUCUAUGUCAGCAUGAUCCUUGGCUUUAUUGUUGGCUUUUGGGGUGUUUGUGGCACAUUACUCCUGAAGAAAUCAUGGAGGUAUGCUUAUUUUCAAUUUUUUGACGACACCAAAGAUAAGGUAACAUUAGCAAUUGCAUUGAAAGUGGCUCGUUUGCAAAAGAAAGUUUUGUCAUGUUUAGUAGUGUACUAUAAUUUGAUCCCAGUAAAACAUUGCAAUGUGGAUCUAAAAUUUACUGUCGCUUUCAUCAAGUAUAGACAUCUGUUGGUGUUUCCAGUAAACUAUGGUAUGCGUUGUCAAUUAGAGGACAGUGUGUCUGUGGGUGGAAGAGCCAUCUGGGUUUAUCCAAGGAUACUCUACUAG
Prunus persica (peach) is the source of this 1695-nucleotide messenger RNA. RefSeq names its product receptor-like protein 12. Gene Ontology annotation, molecular function: protein binding. The annotation marks the transcript as partial. The record is from RefSeq and is a predicted model, not a curated record. The transcript has 3 exons. Lineage: Eukaryota; Viridiplantae; Streptophyta; Magnoliopsida; Rosales; Rosaceae.